Messenger RNA from Musa acuminata subsp. malaccensis (wild Malaysian banana), 449 nucleotides. NCBI's taxonomy places the organism in Eukaryota, Viridiplantae, Streptophyta, Magnoliopsida, Zingiberales, Musaceae. The record is from RefSeq and is a predicted model, not a curated record.
AAGGCAAUGGAUUGCAGUACUCGGCUCCAGCGGCAGCGAUCCUGCGCAUGCCCACCUCUCGACAUCGUCUUACGGUGCGGCAGCCUCCGGAGCACCGCCGCUGGGUUCACCCGUAUUUCGGGCGAUGAAUGGGACGACGAUUCUGCCGCGCCAACCCGCCGGUCGUCCUGGUCCACUGCCGGCACGAGGCUGCGCGGUCUGUGGCGGAGGAUCACGAGGGAGAAGAGGAAGGUCUUCAACCCGGCGCCGGCCGCUUAUGAUCCGUUCACCUACGCUCAGAACUUUGACGAAGGGUGGGCGGCAGAGGAGGAGCCGGAGAACUUGUCCCGGUCCUUCUCGGCGAGGUUCGCCAGCCCCUCCGGGGUCCUGCAGAGAACAAGAUGGUAAGAAUCUUGUGGGGUUUGUUUGCAUUCAUAUGCUAAGAAGUCCAACAUCAAUGAUUCAUGCCA